AGCUGGGGGCUGCAUCCCUGCAGCAGGACGGCCAGCAGAGCGGAGUCUGUAGCUGAGAAGCUCUGCUCUUGGAGCAGAUAACCUUUCACACUCCCGAGGCCCCCUCCUCUGGAGAGGACUUUAGUCUUUGGCGCUGUUAGCUAAGCUGAGUGAGAUAGGAGCUUGGCAGCCCUUGGAGGAGAGAGGGACGCAGCUGCCCGCUGCCCAGUGAAGGCUCCCAUCAUGGAAUCAAAGGCGGCCCACUUGCGGAAGAGAGAGGGCCAGAGAGGCCAGCAGGAGGACCGCCCCAGCAGAGAAGGGAACACUGAGACAAACAGAGGCCUGGACUUGGUGCAAUGGACCCGACAAAUGGAGGCUGUGAAGACACAGCUGCUGGAGAAAGCACAGGGACAGCUGAUGGAGCUGCUGGACCGGGCCAUGUGGGAGGCUGUACAAUCCUACCCACCCCAAGGCGGACCCCCGCCCUCCAACCCUCCAGAUUCCUUGAGCAAGACCAGGGAGACAUCCGUGGGGAAGCGGAAAGUUUUCAUCAUCCGCAAGUCCCUGCUUGAUGAGCUGAUGGAGGUGCAACAUUUCCGCACCAUCUACCACAUGUUCAUCGCCGGCCUGUGUGUCUUCAUUAUCAGCACCCUGGCCAUCGACUUCAUUGACGAGGGCAGGCUGAUGAUGGAGUUCGACCUCCUGAUCUUCAGCUUCGGACAGCUGCCCUUGGCGCUGGUGACCUGGGUGCCCAUGUUCCUGUCCACCCUGCUGGUGCCCUACCAGGCCCUGCGGCUGUGGGCGAGGCCGCGGGCGGGCGGGGCCUGGGCGCUGGGGGCCGGCCUGGCCUGCGCGCUGCUGGCCGCGCACACGGCGGUGCUGGGGGCGCUCCCGGUGCACGUGGCGGUGCGGUACCAGCUCCCGCCCGCCUCCCGCAGCAUCCUCGUCUUCGAGCAGGUCAGGCUGCUGAUGAAAAGCUACUCCUUCUUGAGAGAGGCUGCGCCAGCGACCUGUGGUGUCAAAGGAGGUGAGGCCCCCAGUUUCUCCAGCUACCUCUAUUUCCUCUUCUGCCCCACACUCAUCUACAGGGAGACAUACCCCAGGACACCCAGUGUCAGGUGGAAUUAUGUGGCCAAGAACUUUGCCCAGGCCUUGGGCUGCGUCCUCUAUGCCUGUUUCAUCCUGGGCCGCCUCUGUGUGCCUGUCUUUGCCAACAUGAGCCGGGAGCCCUUCAGCACCCGGGCCCUGGUGCUCUCCAUCAUGCAUGCCACCUUGCCAGGCAUCUUCAUGCUGUUGCUCAUCUUCUUUGCCUUCCUGCACUGCUGGCUCAACGCCUUCGCAGAGAUGCUCCGCUUUGGAGACAGGAUGUUCUACAGGGACUGGUGGAAUUCCACAUCCUUCUCCAACUACUACCGCACUUGGAACGUGGUGGUCCACGACUGGCUGUACAGCUACGUGUAUCAGGAUGGGCUGUGGCUCCUUGGUGGCCGAGCCCGAGGGGCAGCCAUGCUGGGCGUGUUCCUGGUCUCCGCGGUGGUCCAUGAGUACAUCUUUUGCUUCGUCUUGGGAUUCUUCUACCCCGUCAUGCUGAUACUCUUCCUCGUCAUUGGAGGGCUGCUGAACUUCAUGAUGCAUGACCGGCACACAGGCCCCGCAUGGAACGUGCUGAUGUGGACCCUGCUCUUUCUGGGCCAGGGCAUCCAGGUCAGCCUGUACUGUCAGGAGUGGUAUGCACGGCGGCACUGUCCCUUGCCCCAGGCAACUUUCUGGGGGCUGGUGACACCUCGAUCUUGGUCCUGCCACACCUAGAGGCCAGUACACCUUCACCACCCAGACGACAGCGCCAAGUUCUUCUCUGCCUGCAAAGCCUGGAACUGGGGCUCCUGUGUCUGCACUCUCAGACUUAGCUCUGAGUUGAGAGGGCCUGCCAUGCAUAAUCCCACCAGGGAACUCCGGGAACUGAGAUCUGUGGACCUGCGGACAGCAGAGCACAGGCUCAGAAUGGUGCUCUGGUCCCCAUGGAUUGGGCACAGGCCUCCCUCCCACUCCAUGGCUGCCCAGACUGAGGGAGACUUGAAGGACCUUACAGAGUUGGUAAAUGCAGGGUGACUUAGAGAAACUGGGGCCAUCAAGGUCUAAGUAUGGUUUGAUUCUUUCUUUCAAUACAAUA
This is a messenger RNA of Talpa occidentalis (Iberian mole), 2149 nucleotides long. It is a transcript of the gene SOAT2, whose product is annotated as sterol O-acyltransferase 2. The transcript has 15 exons. Lineage: Eukaryota; Metazoa; Chordata; Mammalia; Eulipotyphla; Talpidae. Gene Ontology annotation, cellular component: endoplasmic reticulum membrane. The coding region runs from base 223 to 1788 and encodes 521 amino acids. Gene Ontology annotation, biological process: cholesterol efflux; cholesterol metabolic process; cholesterol homeostasis. The record is from RefSeq and is a predicted model, not a curated record. Gene Ontology annotation, molecular function: fatty-acyl-CoA binding; cholesterol binding; cholesterol O-acyltransferase activity.